AUGUCUCAGCUGCCUUCGAGGUUCAUAUACGUGUAAGUGUUCCACAUCUCCUGGUGCCUUUUUGCACAUAAACUCGUACAUUCUUACCAAUAGAAGUCGCCAAAAGCUUCAUAUUUACGCAUUGCUUUCAUCCAGGUAGGCUGCGUGUAUUCUUCGUGUAAUUGCCUGUGUGAUUCACUCCCCUCCUCUCUUCUCUCUCCCUCUCUCUCUGUACUUAGGUGUUUACAUUUUCUGGUCCUCUACUUCCAGCUACAGGUACGUUUACUCCCACUUUCAACUCCUUUUAUUUUUGUGUUUGCAUGUCCCUGCGCUCCUUUGAGGCUGGUGAGAUGUGUGGAUUGUUUGCAGUGGCGGUCCUCGCAACGAACGCCGGGUUGAAAACAACACCAGGCCGACCUGUGUCAAAAUAAAACCAAAACUGCUAUUAAAAUCAGGUUAUAGAAACGUCACCGAAUUGACUGAGUGGAAGAGAUUCUAGUUAGAUUAUGCGCAAAAUUUUAAACCACCAAAUUUGCGCAUAAGAAUAAUCUGAUUUCUAAUUUUAAUCGCCCCAUCCUGCUGUGAUUUUAAGCGCAUAAUAUUCAAGUUGCGCACAAAUAACAAAUGUUGAAUAACUUGAGGCCACCACUCUGAUCAUUUAAGGUAAGGUUUUAAUGCGUAAAACCGCGUCUUUUUCCCACCGGACUUUUCCACUAAAAACCUCCUGCAAACAUUUCGUUUUCUCAUCAGCCAACCUGUUGUUUUUAAUUUGGAGUUCAAGUAGCAGUUUCCGUAUUUUACAACAGAAUCGUGUAAUAAAUAUUUUGAUCCCUGGGGUUAAAAAGCUGUUCUUUAAACAGCUGGGCUCGUUUGGCGCUUGUUGCCUGCCUUUUUAUUAGUUGCGUCUCACUUUGAACAGUAAUCAUUUGCAGACAUCCACUCACCUAAUUGCGCCGCUUUGAUUCAGAGAGGAUGCAGAGAGCAUGCACGCGCUCCCACUCUCAUAAAGCUGAUCUGAUCAAGUUAUUGGUAUGACGUGUUUGAUCCUAUGAAUUUCUCAGAGUUGUUAUAAUCUCACAUUUUUAGACCAAGAUUGCACCGUCAGGUUGCAGGUUUUCUGCCAGAAAAACUUCAAUAAAAUUAUGAAACUAUAAUAUUUGUAAAAGUAAACUGCGCCAACACAGGAAAACAUGACUUUUUGACCUUUUUGGAGGAAUAUAACCCAGUCUUUGUUGACAGUACUAUAAAUUAUUUUAAAUCUUGCACAACUCUUGAGUUCAUUUCUUGCUGUUUGGAGCACUUUGUUUACUGUCUCAAAAAAAAAAUCAAACCUUGAAGUGAUUUUUUUAAUCCAGAAUGGCUCAGAAUUAAAAUUCAUGCAAAAAUAUUUAAGAUUUUUAAAUCACAAACUAAGCUGGGUGUUAUGUAAGCCUGUUUUCUCUGAUUAUUCCGACAGAGCUGGCACAGACAGAGCUAUAGUGUGGACUGAUCAGAGCUCAGGAUGUGGUUCAUGUCGUUGCAGAGUGUGGCCCCACAGAUGUAUAAAAUGCACCAGCGAGCAAAAAGUGAAAUUAUUCUGCUCAAGUAGAAAUACAGUGAAUGAAAUGACUUUUCACUUCUGUGUGAGCGCGACUAAGAGUAUGUGAAUCUGCUCAAGUAACAGUAAAACGACUUCAUUUUACUGGAAGUUAUGUAGAAUUAUAUUUUCCCAAACUAGUUGUUCAAAUAAAACCAACAGCAUCAAGCAUGUGCAGGAAUUUUGAUGGUUAUUGAAUACUUUAGUCAUGGCUGGCUGUGCAGAGAGGCUUGUGCCAAAAAUAAGGACUCCAUUGAUUGUAAUGAGUAAAAAUGGCUGCAAUUGGUGAGUUUAUUGGAGGAAAAUGUAACAUUUUAUUCAAGGAGCUUAUCAAGAAAAAAAUCGGCUUGAAAAUUCUUGAAAUAAGAUUUAUAAUUGGAGUUGUUGGGUCAGUGUAGUGAGGUAUUAUGGGUAGAAAUGGGACAAAUUCAGAUAUCAUCCAAUCAGGCAAAAUGUAGUGAAGUUAAAGUCGAAGUACAGAUUUUAAUGACGACACGAAAACUACCCCUGAUGUUCAAACAUAUCUUGUAUUUCUUGCUAUUCCAUUGCCAUGGUUGUUUUUCGGUGAAGGCCAGACAAAGCAAACACUCUGUUUUUUUUUUGUUAGUUUUUUGAAUUCUUGCUGCCUGAUGAAAAACCUAAACUAAAAUAAAACCUGCUCCCCCUUUUUACAUCACGUUGUUCAUUCUGCUCCUCGGAGCUCUUACCUGCAGCUGACGGCUCCUACAUGUCAGUCUGUGAUUUCGUGAAGAAAGACAAGCACGGUUAAGAGUCAACUUUGACUGCACUGCCAACUUGUGAGAGUGUGUUUUUCUCUACUUGUGUGUGUGUGUGUGUGACCCCUUGUGUGUGUGUGUUUGUGUGGGGCAGAUAGCAAGGUGUAUCUUAGAUGGAUGCGACAACUAAGCUUCCUGGGUAAAGACGAGUGCCAGACUUUUGAAGUUUCAACCAUAUCCGUUUUCAUGCUGUGUCUUUGAAGAAAGGAGACAGCGUGAUAAAACACUGUUGUCGCUGGUGUUCACCUCAGCCAUGUGCUUAGGCUUGCCUUUCCCUUGACGCAAAAUGCAACUGUCUACCAAACACACCUUUAUGUUUGUUUAGAGAUGGGGAGAUUUGGGAUAAAUCCCGUAGCAGCCUGGUUAGGCUACGGUUUGUUGUGUGUUACUUUUUUCUUUCCUGUUCGUCAACUUUAUGGUUGAUCGUGAGAGAGAGCUGACAAUAAAUGAUUCUGAGGUUUAGUUUUUGGAGCAGUGCGUUAUGUUGUGUUUGAUUAUAAAUCUGCCAUUAAUCUUUAAUAUCAGAGCAGGAUGUGCUAAUUGGAAAAGCUGCUUCCCUUUUUUUAAAAGCAAUAUCCUCUGAAGGUACAAACUUUGUUUUAGUGUUUUUUAGUGUUUGAGAAGAGCAGAGAGCGCUUGUCAAUCAUACCUUAUGAAUCUGACACCCUGUUACAGAGAAUUAAGGUCCUGUAGGUGACUUUUUUUCCGGUGUUUGUUCAGCCGUUCUGGCUCCUGCUGCUCCUGCGAAAAGCUCAGAGGUACGGCUGAUCACGCUCCAGAGUUCGCUGGAUGUUUGAGCACCAAAUGUGAGGACUGGAAAUGGUCUGCUGUUGUUGUUGUCGCUCCUUGGUCUAGGUUUGUGUGUGCAUAUUUGUAGAAGAUAUAGAUACACGUGCAGCAUGCCACCUGACACCCCUGAUUUAGUACAAAAUUAAAUUAAUAUACAGCUUCAAAAUCACUUUGAGGAGACGGUUAGCCAGCUGUAGCUCACCGCAUGCAGCUUCCAAGUCUGAGAUGUAGUUGUUGCAGCUGUUAGGGCCUCAUCCGUGUCGUCCAUCCAAUGCUAAAGCGUCACCUAGGGAUGGGCGGUAAAUUAUCCUUCACGAUAUAUCUUAAGAAAAAUCCUCUGUGAGAAAUACGAUAAAUGCAAGUUGAUGACGUAAGAGUGUGCGACAGACUUGCAGCCAUAGUCCACACAGAGCAGAAUAACAAACAAACAAACAUGGCUGAAGGUGAUGAAGAAGACGUUUCUGAGCAGCUUGUUACUGAUGGAGGCUCCACAUGAGGGAUUUCCUUCAAGAUUUGGGAUUAGAUGAGCGCUAUCAGGUCUGCCUGACAUCAGACUGUGGAUCUGCUGCUGUUCACUCUGUUCAAUAAGAGUUUUGAACAAAUGUUGAAAAUGUUUUCACAUUUGAGAUUUGUUUGAUGUCAUUAGUUUUCUCCAUAACCUACCACUCAAACUUGUGGUCAAGUAUCUUAUUUGACGACUCCAACUGGUGUUCUCACGACAAAAUGAGUCAAAAAGUAUAAUAUUUUUUAUUGGGUCUUUUAUCGUUAUCGCCAGAAUGGCAAAUCUUAUCGUGAUCAAUAUUUUAGCCCAUAUCCCCCAUCCCUAGCAUCACCAGACGUGCAUAACGCACGAUUGAGUGAGUCGUCCCUCUGUUAUCUUCUCCAGAUCCACAACCUUUGCUAGCUCCUCUCUCUGGUUAUUGAUGGCAGCCGGUGCAUCCAUAACGCCACAACGCUCACCAAGCUAGCCCAAGAUGCCGUCUUAUGACCUUGGCUGUCGUUCUCCUCGGGUGGUGCGACAAUAAAUCUCUUUAAAUAGAGUCAGACUUACAUAAAUUAGUUGUCUGGUGCAGGAUUUUGACUGUGAAAUAAAGUAAGCAAUACAGAGUUUCAGAAAAACACUCUACUCCACUACUGCUCAUUAAAUCAACUCUUAAAUACUAAAGCAUCCAGAUCUUCAUUGAGUUUCUGGAGCUGCAGGAGUGUGACUAAUCUUUGCGGGUUAAGGAAAAGGUUUUGAAGGCCGUAAAAAGUGCUGGCCCGGGGGACAAGUUUGACUCGGUUGUCAUGGUCAUGCAGAUGUUUCAUGCAAGUUGUGUUGCAUGUUUGGAUAAGUGCUCCCAGUAAUUGUGUCCGGCAAUUAAAAACAAGCAGCCACUCUGGGAACUAUGGAGCGAGCGAAGGAGCCAAUUGAACCAUCACUGAUUUUGAUACCUUUAUUUGGAGACGAGAGGGAUUCGAUUCUGUGGGAUAAAUAGUGAUUGUGAGAAAAAAACGGCCAUCAGAAAAUUAGCCAGAGAGCAUUUUAGAGUCUUGUUGCAUUAGAGUCAAUAGAAACACAACAAAUUUGUAGCAUUCAAAUUCCAGCUUCUCGUGUUUUCACACUGUCUGACGCCAAAAGUAACAUGACGGGUGUGUUUCCUGGAUGUCAAGAUACAGAAGCCGUGUCCCACUUCAGGGACUCGAUCCUCCAAGGGCCACAUUUCUAGACUGAAUACGUCAUAUUGAGCCAACACGGGAUGCCUCUGUCAAAACUUGAGUCUGAUGCUGCAUCUUACAGUCUGAGGACACUUUAACGCUAUUAAAGGACCGCGUUUAGACUCACCUUUGGUCUGUUUUUGGAGGUUAGAUGUCACUUUUGUGUGAGAGUGUAAGUCCAACGUAAAGGAAUCAUCCGUGUGAAUUGGGGCUCAACCUGAAGGACAUCUGGUUCAUGAGAGGCAUUAAGAGUCCCCAUUAAAAUUUGCACUCUCAUUCACAGAUUUAUUUUUCCACUCUUGAGUUUAAGGAUUUGUUCUUACACGGCCACAAUUUCCCAUCAUGUUAUGCUACAUGCCAUUAAUUUAGCGAGGGUAGAAUAACAAGUACUCGGGGUAUGUAAUGUGUAUAUAAUUAGCCACCUGAGAACAGCCACAUAAAAAGCCAUUACUGUGCAAUUACCACACCAUACAGCUGGGGAAAUGGGAUCUUGGCGUGAAGCGAGAUUCCAGGGCUUCUGAAAGUAUAUGUUUCCUCGCGCUCUUCCACAUGGAGGCUUGACACGGUUCCUUCUCUGACAUGCCGUCAAGCGGCGGUGAUUUCCUCUGUUUUUAUGUCAGGUCUAAGGUGACUCAUAAGCACCGGGGGGAGUGGAUUCUCAAAGGUGGAUUUGGACAAUUUGAUCCCACAAGAGCGUUUUUUGUGGUUCGAGGUGCCUCUUGCCAUCUUUCAGUCUUGUCUUCCGCCUGCUGCGUUUCCUAAUUUAUGGACCUGGCUUCGCCUGCAGGCAGAUAUUUGUUUGAUGAUAGUGCAACAGGUCUGGAUGCUUCAGGUGUAUAAUUGCUAGUGGCUUGCUUGCUGGUGGAAAUGGGGUAAAGGUUUCUCAAUAUCGCCCAGGGCGCAUAGUAUACUGCUGUCUCAAUAGAAAGCUACAGAAGGCUGCACUAUACACUUUGCACUUGUUCUGUUGGAUUUCUACUCCAAUGGUGACUUCAUUAACACGUCUUCUAGCGUAGUUAUCACCUUGUAAAUGCGAUGCAUAUAAAAUGUGCCGGCUAAAGCGGGAAGAGAGACGUUGAAACGCCACAACCACAAUUCCUAGGCUCAGUUAUUCACCCCUGCAGCAGAAUUUUUUGACACGGGGCCCAUAAAAGCAACAGCACAAAUUACUAUAAAACACCUGUGCUGUGACGAUCUCUCACUGUCUGUCUUUCUCUUUCUCUUCUGUCUCUCUUUCUCUCCCUCUCUUCUGUCUCACACCUCGGCGCAGGAGUCCCAGCAGAGCUCCGCUGAUUUCAGAUUUUACAUCGAGAACCACACGAGGAACCCGGACGACCUGAGCCGGAAGCAGGUCCGGAUCUACCAGCUCUACAGCAGGACCACGGGGAAACACGUGCAGAUCCUGGGGAAGAAAAUCAACGCCAACGGAGAUGAUGGGGGCAAGUAUGGUAUGAGAGAACUCCUGUUCAUCUCACCUUCACACCUAGUAAGAAAUCACCGUACCAGACAGAUUUAGGUCCCUUUGGAGACUUCGGUCCGACUACCUCAGCUAACACUACCUGAGAUCCGGAGUUAGGAGGUGGUUUUUGCUGCUCUGUGUUUGCAAAGUUGAUGGUGACUUUUCAAUCCCACCAACUACAGGUUUGGAUUGAGGGAGAGAUUAUGAAAUAGCUGACCUGGCAAGGGAUGUUUACUGCAGCAUUUGUGCAUCCAGAGAAGGACUGUUUUUAGACGGUUUAAGGAGCAAUGGUGUGAAUGCAUAAUUGACUCCUAACUUCACAUUUCUGUUAAAUAUUCUGUAAGUUUUGACCUGGUAGAUUCACACUGCAGCGCUGUUAAACUUCAUUGUUGUUCCUCUGAUACUGUAUUUUGAAAAAGUGCCAUUUACCGUUGUCCUGAAUUGAAGUUACCCCUGCGUUCAAAGAGGUUAGAGACAGCUGUGUUAUAUUUCCUCCACCUCACUGUGUUUCGAAAUGCUUUUCGUCAUUGACCUGGGGAGCUGCUCUGAUUCAGCUUCGGUCGUAGUAAAAUCCAGAGCAUUAACGUCACCAAAAGCAUAUAAUUUUGCUCUUGGCUUUAACGUUUUCACACAAGUCAAUGCUUCUGUCGACCUUAAGUGUAUCUCUCUGCUUUCUGUAUGGACUUGUUCGCCACCUCAAAUCAAAACAACCCUUGCAGAUGGGUAAAUUGAUGGUCAGUGAAGCCGACUUUGAUGCAGUGGCACAAACAUAAGGCAGCAGGACUGGUGUUGUGCUCUCCUGCAGAUAUUUUGCUCAUAACAGCUGACUCACGGCUCGAAAAUUGCUGGUCUUGAAUGCCUCUGAGUGAGUGUGUUCAGUCGCAGAUGCGCCGAGGCGAAGUUUCCUCACUGCUUGUUAGAGCUUGAGUGGAAGCAGAUCCAAUUUUUCCCAUGAGGCCUUGCCAAUUCCACCCUCUGCCCCUCCCCUUCCCCGUCUACCUCCUCCUCCUCCCCAUCCAGCUGCAGUACCUGGCACCUGUGAACUCCUUUGCACUCACUAAUAAUAAUCAGGAAGAUAUUUUCUUUGCUCUAAUCUACUCUCAGUCGCUGCAGCUUCGUGGCGGAGCGAAACAAAGCGCCACAGAGGAAAUCUAUCGCUUCUGUGUGGAGCUUUAUGAUGCAUCAGCGCAGCAAAGUGCAGGCGUGAUUAUUCUUCUGAGGUAUUAAAGAAUCAAAUCCAUUACUACAAAGAGACUACAACAAUCCUUUCUCUGUAAUUGCAAAGCACAUUUGUCAUUUUUAAGAGACUGGGACAAUCCUUUCCAGAAGAAUCUACAGUAAAUGGUGCUUUUUGUCUCCUCGGAGCAAACGCUGGGUCAAUGUAAAGGCUUUUGAGCUGAUUAAUACAGCAAAGUGGAUUUGAAACAGUGAUUCAACGGUAAAUCUGCCCUGAGCCCCAUAUCAUUCAUUUUACAUCAUAUCAGAAUUUCACUUCCCGUCUUCACAUGGCAGAAAAACAUGCUCAGGAAUUAUAUCAUCAUGACAAAUGAGAAAACCUUACUUAAAAAACAAAGGUUACACUUUAGAGAACUAUUGCAUGACCAAAACCUCAAAUACAGUCAUUUUUGCAUCCAUCACACAAAUAAGAUUCGCUCAGAUCUUCCACCGUUAACUGGUGCUGUCUUCAGUCUUCAAUGUGAGCAGCAUCUUCAUGUUCCCUGUUUCCCCUCCUCCCUGAGCUGAACCGAAAGCUAGCUGUCGCUGUCCGGGAGCUGCAGCACUAUCAGCAUCUUCCUCCUCCUUCAUGGGCGUCACCUUCAGUGUUACAGAACUAUGUUGAGCUUGCAGAUACUUAUUUAAAUUCCAGUGUCAUAAUAUUCAAAUACGAGCGUUUGUCCUGCAGGCACGAGGUUUUAACAAAGUGAACACUUCCUGCUCUGCUGUUAGAGGAGCGAGUUAUGCAUGCACACUGACACACCUGCAGGUUUAUCCUCUGCUGGUUCCCAGCUACCUGUCAUGGUGGAGGAGGGAAACAGAAACACUCUAGGUAAUUGCUAUUGGAUCCUCUAGUGAUUGACUUUUCAGGUUAGAUGUCAGAACAAUUCAUAAACAAGAGGCUGGAAGUGGUUGGAAACAUAGACAACUUUACAGCUCUGUACCUGUCGUAAAGAUAAUUAGGGCUGAAACGAUUACUCGAGUACCCCGAUUACAAAUAAUAAUCGAGGAAUUUUCUCUGCCUUGAGAACUUGUUUAUAUUUUAUUCCACCUAGUUGUGAUAUCAGAUGGUUUUUUUCAUGGACUUUAUGUUUUACUUUGAAAUAGUAAAAGCAUGGCUGUUUCUUCAGCGGCUCCACUGACACCUACUCCCCUCACUUUGGUUUUAGGCAUUGAAUAUGACCUUAUUAUUGAUUACCAAUUAAUCAGCCAAUUUUUAAAAUUUUUAUGAAGUUAUAAAAAAUAGAAAUACUGUAGAUAUCUACAGUAUACUAUAUACUGUAGAUAUACUGUAGGCUACUGCUCUUCACGCCGACAGGAAGACUGACUGAUCAAACUCGGACCAGAAAAGCAUUUUCAACUACCCCCCCUCGCCGAUCAGUGCCUCCGCGUCUUAACUCACGUUACUCAUUUCCGGUCCGGUCUCAUCUGGAGACAUGCAGCUGCCUCAGGAAGAGAAGUAGCUCGAUCACGUCAUGUGUACUGUUGUCUAUUCUACCGUUACUGGCACGGCUAACAGUGUAGCAAGGCUAAUAGCAGGUGGCUAACUCAAACUUUAGCUUGCAUAUUACAUGGUACUUCACCGUUAACUCAGCGUGACUGCGACCAGCACAGCGGAGAGCAUGGUGAAGUGGGUUGAACUGAAACUUGUUGACUUAUUGUGUUUUUCACAAACUGGUUUAUUGACCGUUGAGGCGGACCACUCUCCUCUGUGCGUCCCUGAGCUGCCUGCUUCAGAUCUGUCACUCUGCUGUGCUGUGAGGUAAUAUUGUCAUGAGGUCGCUGCGCCAUCUACAGGAUAAGUCAGGGGAUCUUUUCAAAUUGCGGAAUAUUUUCGAAGUGAAACCGAAUCUUAUUCUCCGCAUUUUAUUUCUGAAAAUAUCGGCAAAAAUCUGCGAGUUUUGGCCGAUUACCGAUUAGUCUCAAACGGGCUAAAAUUGGCCCUAAUAAACACCUAAAACUCCUCAGAGGAGCUUUAAACUCCAGUCGGCUGUUUGAUUUAUAAUUACCACUACUGGCCACCAAAGCGCUGUGGAGCACAGGGAUUGUUUAAAAAAACAACAAUACCCUCAUUUUUCACUUGCUACCUCAAAGAUAUCUGCAAGUUAAUACCGUCACAAUCAAAUGAAAUCCCCCUGUUGGAUCUGUUUGGCCUCUUUUUUGUGGUUGUACCAUCAGCAGAGGAAAGUCUGUAACAUUCUUGCCCUCAGAAAGCCUCCGUUAGGUUAUUGCAGGGCCGUGUUGGGUUCAUACAUUUACAGAUAAAGAAAAAAUUCUGGUUUGGACGGGGUCACAGAUAAACGAUAACUUACAGUAGGUGGGAAAUAUUGUUUUAUCUGAUGUUCUGGACUGAGGCCUCAUUCUUGAGGUCAGCGCUUGGGUCCAAGUUUAGAGUGAGACGGCCAAAGACUCCUGAUUUGACUUGUGGAGAGUCUUUUUUUUAUCCACUGACACACACUCAAGUUUCCCAAUUAAAAGAAAUCCUCCAAAUCAGGGAACAGCUUUCUCCUACUUUUAAUAGUAACACCUUUAAGAUAGCUUUCCCUCUUCCCAGACUUCUCAGAGCUGGAUUUGAGGAGGAGGAGGAGAAGGAGGAGAAGGAGGAGGGGAGUUACUUCUGCCCUCCAGCCUGUCCCUUCCCCUUCGCCUAUUCUUCCCCUUCUCCCUUGAGCGCUACUGAAUGGCCCUGUGUGUUAAACAAAUGGAUCAUCUUAACUUUUUGAUUGAGUGAGCACAGACUAAAGGGAACUUGAAACCUAAUCCUGAGGGGCACAUAACCGCUCCACAAAUGUUUGGCAGAUCUCUUUGCUGGUCGAGGGGCGAACAGAGACAAAGGUGACCUCGCAGGGGUUAACAUUUAGGAAGAGGAGGAGGGGGGAAUGAAAGAGCCGCCGGGAUGUGUCUUGAGAGUGGAUUACUGCUGUGUCAGGUUGAAGUGUUGGCGUUGUUGUUUUGCCACAUAUAAAGAAAGAUCUGAACUCAAUUUACCUGCAUGAGAAUUCAAUUAUUUAACCUGGAGGACUGCCUUUUGUACAUUUUUGUGUUAAAUAACAUCAUCAAACAUUAUCUUUGUCCAUGCAUUAUCUUUAAUUUUUGUCAGAUUAAGUCAUGUUUGCUGAUUUUUAUGACCUGGAUCUUUGCACAUUUGCACAACAUUGCACAUUAGCUUCAUUAUUUGAUUGCAGAUUUCACCAAAAGAUAGUCUGCUGUAGCUUGAAUUGUGAAUCGGCUGUUCUGAAGCGCUGCAAAAAUCCACCUAUUCAUGCGAAGUUAACUUCAAAAUACUGUAAACAGCUUCAUUGGUGCAAAAUCAAUUUAUGAGGCUCAAUGCUGAAGAAAUUCUCAAAUGCCGAGCCUUCGCUUUGCACAGUUUCUCAGCAGACAUCGUAAACACACGAGGAAUUAUUAUUGAGGGAAAUUUGCAAGUCCACUUUAGAAAACACACAAGAUCUGUUUCAAUUUACCUUAGGUCGUAUUUUUGCCCCUAACAGAGUCCACUCUGCUUUUCUUUUUUCAGCUCUGCUCGUCGUCGAGACAGAAACCUUCGGGAGCCACAUUCGAAUAAAAGGAAAAGAGAGCGAGCAUUACAUCUGCAUGAACGAGAAGGGCAAAAUAGUCGGAAGGGUGAGUAUCUUAGCUUUUCGUUGUGAUUAAAGAAAGUGAUUGAAAAGCAAAAGUCAAACUGGCACCGUGUGAUAUCUAAAUGAAGAUUUCGAACGGAGCUCUUAAUCCGAACGCAGCCUCCGAUCUGCUUUCUCCUGCUGUUUUUGUACACCCUAACAAAACCCCUUUGAUAACUCACAGCCCUUCUUCCAUUACGUAAUCAGCCUGCUCCUUUGACACUCGAUCAGUCAAUUACGGACUGCAAUCACCACAAUGCAUUGAGAGACUAAUGGUCACUUAGGAGGAAUGCCAUUGCAAUUAUAUCACUUAGUCACACCAGGUGGCCAGAAGCGCGGGAUGACUGCAUGUGACUCUGCGGACGCCGGCUUCGAUAUGGAAAAGAAGUUAAUAUUUGAACAGGAACACUGUGGUGGGAGGCUCACGUGUGAUUUUGUUGCAUCAAUAACUCAUGCUGUCAGCAUCAGUGGGGCUGCAGUAAGUUUUCACUCCCUCAUCGUGGUCAUCUGUUAGAAACAUGCAUCCUGGAGUUUUAGUUGCGGGGGCCUCUUUUUCGUAACAAAUGUACUUUGACUUCCUCCUUCAGGAUUAUUUGGAAAAUCAGAUAAAAUGACUUUGGCUCUCAGUUUGCUCAUUGAUCAAAAUAAGUUGCGUUAUAAAUCCUCGAAGUUCCUCGUGUUGCUUGUUUUUAUUUUUCCAGCUUUUUCGCCGUGCUGUGUUCUUCUGUCGCAAAAAACCCAACCUUCUACUUUGGAUGAUCCACGGACCUCUCUACUUCAUACUUUUACUCACAGCUUAAAGGUACAUUACGUAGAAGUUUUAGCGGUCAGAGUCGAGACUGAAACGCUCCCCUGCUCACCCCUCCUGUUGGUGAAGCAACGGUGGCCUUUAAGGACAAAAAGACCCAGAGAUUCAAAACACACACAAUCCUCCAUUCGUCAAGUUUUCAGAGUUCAGAGAGGGAAAUUUGAUCUGCUGGAGGCAGUUCAAGAAAACAACAUAAACUGACAUUAAACAUCGAAGCAGAAAACAACCGACAGUUGAUUAAAAGUGAUCCGGAUGGUCUUGUCAGAGUGAAAGUUGUCAUUAUAAACCAUUUAAAAAUGACUCUAUCAAAGGAGUGAUCUUAGUCGGCUAUGAAAGGAGGCAUUUCAAAUAUUUUCAAAGUGGUGAUAGCUGUCCUUUAUGAAAUUAUUACCAUCAGACUGAUCAGUUAAUUAAUUAAUCAGAACACAUACAAGCCCAGAGAGAAAUCAUUUCCAUUAAGCUCUGUUCAAUAUUUAAAACUGCGAGUAGGGGAUGAAUGUCAGAGUAUUUUGCUGCAAAAAUCCUUUCAUUUAAAAUGAGGUUCAGAUUUAUCAGGAUCAACCUCACAGGAGUUUAAAAGUCCAUUUUGGAGCGUGGGAGGUCUGCUGGUGAAAAGAUAAUCAAUAGUAAUAAACCAAAGAAAUUCUUGUUCGGCUAAAACCCUGAAAUUUUCAACCAAAAAUCGACUAAUUGGGGGGGGUGUUUUUCCGACUCUGCCGGCAAACCCUUCUGCGGCGUGGGCUGCGCGGCUCGGCGGGGUUGAAAAUAUACUGAUAUCAGCACAAAAAGGCAGUUGAACACAAAUAUAAAUAUUUAACAAACCACCAGACGUUGAUUAACGUUGAUGCUCUUCAAGUUUCCUGUCUCCAGCUGGUCUCCAGUGGGUUGGGCGAAUCCAAAGUGGUGAAAACUAGGGGGGUGUUCUGAGACAGGUUGUUACCUGUAAAACGGAGGUGCUCUGAAAACACCCCCAUGAGCACUUGGUACGUUCCUCCUGAUGAAAUUAACCAUAGAAUGUAAAUUGACAAGGAGAAAAAAAUCGAGUCGACCAAUGAGAAUUUUGGUCGACUCAGCACAUAUGGACCAAUAAGUCGACCAGUGGACUAGGACUUUACAGCCCUAAUAAUUAAACACUCAUAACGAUGUAGUUAUGGUGCAGAAUCUUAUCUUGGGAGUGAGUCAUGUUGCACUACUACUUUUAAAGAGAAGCCACAUCUGAAGACUCUGGCAUUGUUUAAUUUUUUUACCAGUUUAAAGGCCGGAGUCUCCCGUAUGGUUGGAAGGGGGUGGUGUUAGCGGUGCUGCACGCCAUCUAAACUUCAAAUAAGUCACAUUUAAUUCCCUAAAGAGUUGAAAUCAAAAGAUUUAGCUGAUAAGACCGGUACCAUUCAGUCACUCAUCUUUCUCUAAAGUGUGACAGUUUUUCUUCUAUUUAUUUAUGGAUCAUCUGGAUCAACAAACGGAACUUUACUCAUGCUGCCGUUCUUUUAAAAUAACUACACUUAUUAUUUGCAAAGGAGUUAAAGUCUACGCUUAUUAAAUGAAAGGUGUAAAUUGUAAAAAAAAAAAGCUUAAUUUGCUCGUUUCAUGAAGAGUAAUGUUUGCGUUGAUUUGGUUGCAUUGCUCUUGAAGAGUGAACUCGUAUAUUUGGAUAAAAGUUCACAGCGGACAACCUGCGAUUUUAGACUCAGUGUUACUUUACAUUACCGGGGGAAAUGCAGAAACCCACUCAGGAAAAAGGCACCCACGCUGACGCAGUGAAAAUGAGCCACUCUGGUUGAAAAAGAGGUCGAGCUGCUGCGUUAAAAAUUAAUUGAUGUCUUAUUUUUCCCUCUUUCAGCCCGAUGGAAGGAAGCAGGAGUGCGUCUUUGUCGAGGAAUUCCUGGAGAACAACUACACGGCUCUCGUGUCGGCCAAGUACAAAGGCUGGUACCUCGGCUUCAACAGGAAGGGUCGGCCCAAGAAAGGCUCGCGGACCACGCAGAGGCAACAGGAAGUCCACUUCAUGAAACGCCAGCCCAAGGGCAGGAUGGACCCGCUGGAGGAGUUUCGUUUCACCACAGUAACAAAGCGGACACGAAGGGCUCGGCGGUUAAAACCCAACUCCAAGAGGAACUGA
This is a messenger RNA of Xyrichtys novacula (pearly razorfish), 14039 nucleotides long. The record is from the annotation of a GenBank genome assembly. Lineage: Eukaryota; Metazoa; Chordata; Actinopteri; Labriformes; Labridae.